Haliotis rubra (blacklip abalone) is the source of this 1701-nucleotide messenger RNA. RefSeq names its product WD repeat domain-containing protein 83-like. The record is from RefSeq and is a predicted model, not a curated record. Gene Ontology annotation, molecular function: protein binding. The transcript is spliced from 7 exons. NCBI's taxonomy places the organism in Eukaryota, Metazoa, Mollusca, Gastropoda, Lepetellida, Haliotidae. Gene Ontology annotation, biological process: mRNA splicing, via spliceosome. Bases 61 to 978 code for a protein of 305 amino acids. Gene Ontology annotation, cellular component: catalytic step 2 spliceosome.
GGCAAGUAACUCCAAAUAUAACUUGGAGCGCCUGGGAUGCGUACCUGACACAGUGCAAUUAUGGCCGAAGAUAUAACCGAAAAUCUUGUUACUUCUGUUGACUGUAAACAAGGCGCAGUGAGAGCAGUUCGUUUUAACGCUGAUGGCAAUUACUGUCUAACAUGUGGCAGCAACAAAACAGUGAAGUUGUGGAACCCUCACAGAGGCAGUGUACUGAAAACCUACAUCGGACAUGGAUAUGAGGUGUUGGAUGCUCAAAGUUCAUCCGACAACAGUCAAAUCUGCUCUGGUGGAAUGGACAAGACUGUGGUGGUGUUUGAUGUUUCAACUGGUCAUGCAGUGAGGAAGUACAGGGGUCAUGCAGGAACUGUCAACUGUGUGAAAUUCAAUGAAGAAUCAACUGUUGUGUUGUCUGGAUCUUUAGACAGCACUGUUCAAGCCUGGGACUGUCGUUCAAGGAAAACCACUCCCAUUCAGGUGAUGGAUGAGGCAAAGGACAGUGUGACGUCCAUCCAGGUCUCUGACCAUGAGAUACUCACAGGGUCAGCAGAUGGACGUGUCAGACGAUAUGAUCUCAGGAACGGAAAACUCUUCUCUGAUUACAUUGGGACUUCAGUUACGAGUGUGACGUUCACCAGAGAUGGCCAGUGCACACUGGCCAGCACACUGGACAACAAGCUCCGCCUACUGGACAAGGAUUCAGGGGAGCUCCUCAAUGAAUACGAAGGCCACAAGAACAAGGAGUAUAAGAUCGACAGCUGUCUCAACUGGAAGGACACCCACAUCGUCAGUGGCUCUGAGGACGGCUUCGUUUACAUAUGGGAUCUCAUCGAUGCCAAGUUAUUGCAAAAGCUGGACCACAGCACAACUCGUGCGGUCCAUUCCCUCUCCUUCCAUCCCUCAGAGGCUUGCCUCCUCACAGCAUCUGCUGAUAAACUAUAUGUAUGGAAGGACAGAUAUGCUGCCUCUCUAAGCUGAUGACUUUUCUGGAAUACCAGUUGUGCAAGAAAUCGUGACUUUCAAGGGAUGGCAUAUGUGGAAAGCCUGUAAUGUAUUCUCACAAUUACUGCAUGCUGUUCCACAAGUGAUAGCUUGUGUGGAAGACCGCUUAUGCAAGAAAACAUGACUGUCAAGAUGACUGAUAAACUGUUUGUAUGAAAGAUCAAACAUCCACCUUCCAAGGGCUGUUCAGAGGGACUGUUAAUACACUGUAGAAAUGGAAGAUCAAACAUGUACCCUCCUAGGAUUGUUCACAGAUAAACCAUGGAAGGUAAACAUGGAUCUUUCAGGGGCUGUUUACAGACUGAUAAACUGUAUGUAUGAAGACCAAACAUGUCCAUUCCUAGGAUUGCUCACAGAAACUGAUGAACUGUUUGUAUGGAAGAUAAACAUGGAUCUUUCAGGGGCUGUUUACAGACUGAUAAACUGUAUGUAUGGAAGACCAAACAUGUCCAUUCCUAGGAUUGUUCACAGAGACUGAUCAACUGUUUGUAUGGAAGAUAAACAUGGAUCUUUCAGGGGCUGUUUACAGACUGAUAAACUGUAUGUAUGAAGACCAAACAUGUCCAUUCCUAGGAUUGUUCACAGAGACUGAUCAACUGUUUGUAUGGAAGAUAAACAUGGAUCUUCCAGGGGCGGUUUACAGACUAAUAAACUGUAUGUAUGGAAGACCAAACAUGUCCAUUCCUAGGAUUGUUCACA